Molecule: messenger RNA, 3447 nt
Organism: Pestalotiopsis fici W106-1
Lineage: Eukaryota; Fungi; Ascomycota; Sordariomycetes; Amphisphaeriales; Sporocadaceae
Exons: 1
Coding region: 1-3447 (1148 amino acids)
Cellular component (GO): cytoplasm; nucleus
Molecular function (GO): protein binding
Source: RefSeq, a predicted model, not a curated record
AUGGACCCCCCACCGAAGCGACGGAGACUCGACGAGCCGCCUCCACAUCCAAGAGAUGGGUGGUUGAGUGAUGCAUCAAACACUGGACCUCGCAGUAGUCAUUCAACGAGCGUCUUCGAUGGCACAGGCAUUUCGACUUCCCACGGCGAUUUUCGUGUCGGACGCGAUGUCAAUAUCUUUACGAAUCACGGUGGCCACUCACAGCCUAUUGAUACCAGAAGCGCACUUCUCGAGUCGCUCCGAUUCGACCAGAUCGAUGCACGCCGGCUGACCAUCAAGAAUGCUUACUCUCACACCUGUCGCUGGUUCCUGGAGACCGAACAAUACAAGCAGUGGGACGCCAGGGGAUCCUUGCGCGGCCGCCAUAAUGAGUUUCUGUGGAUCAAGGGCAAGCCGGGAGCUGGAAAGUCGACCCUUAUGAAGUUCCUACAUGGCCACAUUUCCAAACAGAUCACCAAAAAUGCCAGGAAGGAAGCCCUCAUAUCUUUCUUCUUCAAUGCGCGGGGCCAAGAUUUAGAGAAGUCAAUUGCUGGCUUAUACCGCUCCUUGCUACUACAGCUACUGGAUAUGAAGCCAGAUUUGCAAUACGUCCUAGAUUCGUUUAGACCAGGUCAUGAAUGGACAAUUGAGUCACUUACGUAUGUCCUGGAGGAAGCUGCUCAAGGCCUUGGAGAGAGUCAACUUGUCUGUCUAAUUGACGCACUGGAUGAAUGCGAUCAAGGCCAGGUCCGCGAUAUGGUUACCUUUCUGGAAAGACUCACACUGGACCGGAGCUCACUACGUAUAUGUUUUGCCAGCAGACACUAUCCGUUUAUCAACAUACAAACAGACCUCAGUACCGUCCUCGAAGAGCGCAAGGGCCAUCAGGAAGACAUAACAACAUAUCUGAAUAGCGCACUACGGAUUGGUCGCAACAAGCGUGCUGAAAAGAUUCGCUCUAGACUGCAGGAAAAAGCAUGCGGUGUUUUUAUGUGGGUUAUCCUCGUAGUCGAUAUCCUGAAUAAAGACUACAACGCUGGGGACGUACUUGAGCUCGAAGAUAGGAUCGAACAGCUACCCGGAGACCUUCAUUCGCUUUUCCGCGAUGUACUGACCCGCUAUACGGAUAACCGGAAAGAGCUUCGGCUGUGUUUUCAAUGGAUAUUGUUUUCAAAGCGUCCUUUGACCCCGUCACAGCUAUAUAUUGCGAUAUUAUCGGGAUCGAAUCCAAAAAGAUUAUCCAAAUGGAAUCGUGAUGACUUCGAGGAAGCUGAUGCCGAAAGAUAUAUACUUGAUAAGUCGAAAGGACUGACUGAGUUGACCAAGUCCAAAAUCCCGACCGUACAGUUUAUGCAUGAGUCAGUAAAUGACUUCUUACAGAAAGAGAAUGGUCUUAUUUGGCUGUUUCCCGAUUUGGAGGCUAAUAUCGAAGGAUAUAGCCAUGAGGCACUCAAAGAUUGCUGCUUAGCAUACACGAGCAUCGUGGCCGAUCAGUUUGCGGUCGAGUCAUCAAAGGAGUUGUCUCGCUACAAAGCGAUUCGUGCAUUUCCGCUACUGGAAUACGCCAAUCCAGGUACCUUGUAUCACGCUGAAGAGGCGGGAAAAUACGGGAUUAAGCAAUGCGACUUUCUGGCAAACUUUCCACGAUUGGAGUGGGUGCGACAACGAAACAUCCUCGAAAAGUUUCAAAAUCGUUGGUACACACUGCAGGUCAGCCUUUUAUACAUUCUGGCUGGGGCCGGGCACUCGACGCUGAUCAGAUCCUACGAAAACCGCCAGUCAUGUUUUGAGAUUGAAGCCGAGCGUCACAGAAUUCCGAUUUUGGCAGCCAUAGCAAGGGCGCAGAGGCCAACAGUGCAGGUGAUGCUAGAGCUCGAGGCAAUCAGAAUGUCAUCUCUUAAUUUUGAAGAGUUCUGCGGCCGAUAUCCACCACGACCAGAUGAACCGUCAACACUAGACUUUCAGUUCAAGGCUGGCCAACAGAUACUUCCUCAGCUUGUUGAGCAUGGCAGCGACUUUGUUUCUAUGUUCUUCCUCAUGUCGAGGUGUGCAGAACUGACAGAGAAAGAGAAAGACGAUCUGUUAUAUUUGGCAUUGAAAUUUAACAGACCGGCGACUUCGAAGUUUCUCAUCAACUGCGACUCUCGUAUACCGGAGACCUUUUCGGAAGGCAUGACGCCACUGCAUUAUGCUUCUUCACAAGGGAAUAGCGAGCUAGCAAAGUUGCUCCUUGAUCGUGGCAGUGACGUGUUAGCAAUCAACAAACGUGGAGAGACAGCAUUGCAUCUAGCUUCAUCAGUUGACAUGGCUAAACUUCUCAUCGACUACGGAAGCAAUAUUGAGGCUAUUGACGGGCAAGGUCGCACCCCCUUAUUGAGCAUGUGCAUUAAAGGGUCAAUCGCAAUGGCUACAUUUCUCAUCAAGAGCGGCGCCAAUGUGUUGGCUACUGACAAGAGAGGAAAUGCCCCAUUGCACGAGGCGUGGCGAGACAAGUCAGCUUUACUGGCCAUGCUGCUCGUCGAGAAAGGUGCUAAUGUUUCUGCUACCAACGAGAACGGAGCAACACCAUUACAUGAGGCAGUGUGUUGGAGUACAUCAUCGUCAGUGGCAUUGGCUAAACUUCUUAUUGAUAGCGGUGCGAAGGUUUCCGCCACUAUCAAUAUAGGAGAAACCCCAUUACACAGGGCAUGCUUGAGGAAUUCGUCCGCAAUGGCCAAACUUCUCAUUGACCACGGCGCCAGUGUGUCGGCCAUCGAUCGGAACGAACGCACACCAUUGCAUUUUGCUUGCGACUCAGGGUCAGUCGGAGUAGCCAGAAUUCUUGUCGACAACGGGGCCAAUGUGUCGGCUAUCACAAAGGAUGGAAAUACACCAUUACACAAUGUGGCGCAGUGGUCAAGGUACUUCCCUUCCAGAAUGGCAAAAUUUCUCAUCGACAAUGGAGCCAGUGUGUCGGCCCGUAACCACAAAGGAGAAAUCCCAUUACAUCGAGCUGUAAGUGGAAACUUGUACGGAACAGAAGCGAGAGAAAUGGUCAAACUUCUUAUCAAAAAUGGCGCAGAUGUAUCGGCCGUUGACCAGAACGGAGACACAUCAUUGCACCACCUGGGUGCAUACUCAGCUGAAGUGGCCCGAGUCUUGAUUGAUCACGGUUCCAAUGUCUUGGCAACCAAUAAUGACGGACAGACGCCAUUGCAUUGCCUUGCGAGAAGGGAUCACAAUGGCACGUUGGUCAAGCUAUUGAUUGACCAUGGAGCUGAUGCGUCAAUUGGCGAUCACUAUGGAAAUACACCAUUACUGGUGGCUUCCUCUCUGGGGAAUAUUGCAAUAGUCCAUUUACUUCUCGAUUGUGAUGUUGAUGUUUCGGCGGCCAACAAAGACGGGAAGACACCAUUGCUGGCAGCUUCAUCAGGGAAGCAUUAUAACGUAGUCGAGCUACUACGUGCGCACAUACACCUAGGUACCUAG